CCAGCCCGCUCGGGGGUCCGCAAGCGAUCGCAGCAUGGGACGCUGAUUCUGCAAUUGUCCGACACAUCCUCCGGGUUACCUGCAUCCCUGCUGUGCGGGUAUAUGGAAGGCCUCCAGAAGGUUCCGAUCCCUCGAAUGAUGGCUAGGCCUACGGCUGCACCGGCCAAUCCUCCCACACGACCUCCGUCUGAGACCGUAUACGAAAGCACGCCUAUCACAUCACCACGCUCACUACGACAACUGUCGAUAUUCCUUAUCGGGGGCGCUUGUCUUCUCGCAUCAACGGCAAUAACACGAAAGGCUGUUUGGCGGCGGCAGCUCCGAGUCAAGCCCAAGUUCUACGAAGCCAACACGAACCCUCACGAGUUCUUCAGUCCCUUCCAGGACGCUUGUCAGGCCCUAAAUAUGGCCACGAUGAACUGCGUCAGCGUCGGGAUCAUGGCGCUGGGUGGUACCAUGUGGGCCUUCGAUAUCGCCAACCUGAAAGAGGCUCAAACGAGUCUUAGGAGCCGCUUGAACUACGAUAGUAUAUACAAGUCCGAUGACGCGGUCCCGCAAACAAUCAGUGAGAUGAUGAAGGCAUCACAGGAGAUGAGAAUACAAGAGGAAGGGGACAGCAAUAACAAAAUUCAAUAACGAU
Messenger RNA from Cucurbitaria berberidis CBS 394.84, 640 nucleotides. RefSeq lists its product as uncharacterized. The coding region runs from base 136 to 636 and encodes 166 amino acids. The transcript has a single exon. NCBI's taxonomy places the organism in Eukaryota, Fungi, Ascomycota, Dothideomycetes, Pleosporales, Cucurbitariaceae. The record is from RefSeq and is a predicted model, not a curated record. Gene Ontology annotation, cellular component: mitochondrion.